UUUUCAACAGUUUUUGAGCCAAGAAACUUUAAACGUUUUUAAAUUUAUUUUUGUGAUUAGUAAUUAGUAUUGACAUUUUUGCUACUAAUUAUUUCUGAAAUAUUUGAAGAAAUUUGCAAUGCCUGGGCAGAAUUGUGCUAUUGCUUCUUGCAAGAGCAAUAGGUUAACGCUUAUGAAAGCAGGUGUUAAAUUAAUAUUUCAUUCCUUCCCGAAACAAAAUGAUUCAGUUUCAAAUACAAUAAAAAAAGAAUGGAUAAAACGUUGUAAACGAGAAACUAAAUUUAAUCCAUUAACUGCUACAAUAUGCUCACUACAUUUUACUCCAGAUGAUUACAAAAGAGAUCUUCAAAAUGAACUUUUAGGUUUACCUUUACGCAGAGUUCUUCAAAAAACUGCUGUUCCCACUUUAAAUUUGAAUGUUAGAAGUGAAAAACUUGAAGCCAAAAGAACUGAAACAAAGAGAAAGAGGAAGCUGGUGAAAUCUUCACAUAAAACAAAUCUCAUCAAUCUGGAGCCGUCUAAACUUUUGGAUACUCGAAGUACAUCCACAGACCAACUGCAGCCAAGUAAUUCAUCCGGCACAUAUACUUAUAAACAAAAGUAUGAACAUUUAUUAUUGAUGUAUAUUAAACUGAAAUCAAAGUCCACUAAGAAAAUAAAUGGGUUAAAUAAAAUGGUUAAGUAUUAUAAAGCAAAAUGCUAUAAUCAGACAAUUAAUAAGAACGUCAAAUUAAUUAGGUAUGGCUGAAAAACUUUUAAAUAUGGUCCUUAUAAACAAAGCAAAGUUCAUUAUUGAAAAAAAAAAAAAAAAUACAUGUGGCAUUCGGGGACUGCCGCGGUAAAGCUAUUGCAUAGCAUUUUUUAUCAACUUAUGCAAUUAUAAUUAUUUAUUUUAUUUAUGCAGUAUUUUUUUUUCUUUGUACACUUUUUGAGGGUGGU
Molecule: messenger RNA, 939 nt
Organism: Psylliodes chrysocephalus
Lineage: Eukaryota; Metazoa; Arthropoda; Insecta; Coleoptera; Chrysomelidae
Source: the annotation of a GenBank genome assembly